CUUGCACCGCCACAUACUUAAUAACGUGCUAGUACAGUAAACAGUCUACAAUGUCAUGAAUGAAUUUGUAGAUAGACGUCUGAUUUGAAUAACCAGCGGUUGUGAAGAUUUGUUGUGAUUUGAAGGAGUUUACGCAUCUCAACACAUGACUGGAUGUACUGUUGACUGAAGGCACUUGAUGGAGCACAAAAGAGAAGUUAUUUCGUGUGGUCUGCAGCUGAAUAAUGCUCGUUCAGUGACAUUUCUGCUGUCCCUUUAAACACACAAUUUCGGAUUAUUUGUAAGCCUCUGCAUUUAAGCCCAGCUGUCAGAGAUGGACGGCAUUGGGAACAGCAUGCAGAAGAAAGCUGCCGAGCUGGAACGCUUGGCCGAAGUCCUCAUUACCGGAGAGCAGUUACGGCUGCGACUUCAUGAAGCUAAGGUGAUUAAAGACAGGAGGCAUCAUCUCCGCACCUACCCAAACUGCUUUGUGGCCAAGGAAAUUAUCGAUUGGCUAAUUGAGCACAAAGAAGCAUCUGAAAGAGAAACUGCCAUCAAGAUUAUGCAGAAACUUCUUGACCAGAGCAUUAUUCAUCAUGUUUGUGAUGAGCACAAGGAGUUCAAAGAUAUGAAGCUGUUCUACCGUUUUAGGGUAGAUGAUGGGACCUUUCCACUGGAUAACGAAGCCAAAGUCUUCAUGAGAGGCCAACGCAUAUAUGAGAAGUUGAUAAACACUGAAAACUCGCUGUUACAAGUACGUGAUGAGGAGGAGUUGACAUACGAGCGGACGCUAGUGGCAUCAGAGUUUAUAGACUGGCUGCUGCAAGAGGGUGAAACGGGCACCAGAGAGGAGGCUGAGCAGUUAGGACGCAGACUCCUGGAGCACGGCAUCAUUCAACACGUUUCCAACAAGCAUCAUUUCAUGGAUGGUGAGCUGCUUUACCAAUUCAAAAUGAAUUUCCGCCGGCGGCGGCGAUUGCUGGAGCUGUUGAACGAUCGUUGCCGUAGCAUCCCGGAGAACCAUGACAGCCCGUUCUGUCUGCGCAAGCAGGCCUCCGAAGGGGGAAACACAAGCUUCCUCUCAGUGAGUCCCACUAAAGAGAUCAAGGUGGUGUCGGCAGUGAGGCGGAGCAGUUUGAGCAACAGCUGUGGCAGCAGCGGUUACUAUAGCAGCAGCCCCACCCUCAGCAGCAGCCCACCUGUCCUCUGCAACCCCAAAUCAGUGCUGAAGAGACAAGUGAGCCCAGAUGAACUUCAGGCUCCUGGUGGACUUUACAUAAAGAAGACAUUCACAAUUGUGGGUGAUGCAGUAGGCUGGGGGUUUGUGGUGAGAGGAAGUAAACCCUGCUACAUUCAGGCUGUCGACCCCGGGGGCCCGGCUGCAGCUGCGGGAAUGAAGGUGCGUCAGUUUGUGGUGUCAGUUAAUGGACUGAGCGUGCUCAAUCUGGACUACAGGUCUGUCAGUAAUCUUAUCCUCACUGGUCCUAGAACAGUGGUUAUGGAAGUUAUGGAAGAAGCAGAAUGCUGAAGACAAGAUCUCUCUCUCUCUCUCUCUCUCUCUCUCUCUCUCUCUCUCUCUCUCUCUCUCUCUCUCUCUCUCUCUCUCUCUCUCUCUCUCUCUCUGUGAGAGGACAGGCAGAACUCCCCCCUCUCUCCUAUAUAAAUUCUCUGUUGCGCUGGUGUGCUCAGAGAUGAGUGACCUCUUGAUUCUGUUCUUCGUUUUAAUCCAAACCAUUCGUUUUGACACUAAUCUAUGCUUUGACAUUCGUGCCUCACACUGGCUCUUCAUCGACUGUUACUGGUCCAUGACUGCUGAGACUGUAACUGGACAUAUUUUCUGAGAUCAUGUGAGAAAGCAACUGCCAAAUAUUAUUUUGUAGCAGAUUUUAUUUAGAAUUGUAGCAAGUAAAACACUUGUGGUGGUCGAGACAUGUCAGUUCACACAUACUGUAUACUAAAAAGUAAUAUAUUUGUGCCAUUCAGGUAAGGGCAGGGCACAUUGCUCUUUUUAACUCUGUUUUUCUUCAUUUAAAGGGUACCCCGACUAUACACUAACAUUAAAUAGAUUAAUAAUGUCAAUUAACUCAGAGGCCGCCGUUUUGUUUACACACAAUACUUACCUUAAAAAUUGUGUAUAUAGACACAAUACAAUGUGUUUGCGUGGUUUAAGUUUCAAAAAACACAUUAUUUUCCACAUACCGUACAAUUUUGUAGCUCCAGAUUUACCUGUCUUCCUGAAACGCUCUGAUUUUGUACAAAACUCACGGAUUUGAAAAGCUAUGUGUCCCUGAUUGGCCACCUAAUCUGUACGUUGUGAUUGGUCUGAAUAGCUCUGACAUCAGCCAGAAAUGUGACGCUCCUUACCAUGUUUGAAAGAUUCAGUCACAAUGCAAUGCUAACAGGAGUUAACUUACAGGCUAAGUCCGAAGCGGGAGGAAUUAUGAGAAUGUUAAUCUUGUCUACAUCACCAUUCCCAGGAAGUAAAUUGUUGCCUACAAUGCGUGUGUUUGUUGUAGUCCAAGAAAAGAGAUUAAUGUUGGAAAGGAGAACUCGCAUCAUCGUUUACCUUGGGAUUUGUACCUUUUGCAUAUUGCUAACAUGUACUAACACACACUUACACACCAAAGGAAAUGUAAAAUCGUGAAUCGGACGAUAGUUACAAGUAGAUUGUUAAAUGAAGUGAAACAGAAGAUGAGAGUUAUAAAUGCACACAGACAGUAUGUGGCAGUAUGUGGUCCUGACACCUGCAGUCAUUUAAAAUACAAAAACCUGAGAGUAACAUAAAUGCUGAACAAUAGAGUAAACAUACAAAUGAAAAAUGAUCAAAAUAAAUGACGAUCUGAGAGGUGGGAGUAAAACAUUCUCACAUAAUAUAGUUGUAUUAUAGUUAUAUUAUAGUAUUUACUAUAGUAAACUGUAGUAAUAUUUUGUGACAACUAGUAAUGAAAAUAUUUGAUGUGUUUCUAUCCCAAAUAUAAAGUAUUAAAGCACACAAGUCUUCAUAGUCAAGGUACCCUUUAAUGUUUUAGAGAGGCUGUGAUCUAUAGACAGUAAAUGUUCAGCACUUGCUGUGUCAGGUAUUUUUGAUUUGGUUUUGAUUAGUUUAAAAUAACUCCCUUAUAUUUCUGCCAGGCCAAUUGGCACUUAUAAACUAAUAUACAGAUUUGACACAUUCAUUUAUAUGCAGGGGACGACCAACAACAGCACUUACAGACUUUCUUUUAGCUGAAACUUGAAUGUUUAAAUCCUAACGCACAUCUAAAAGAUGCUCUUGUAUUGUGUCUCAGUUUCUGUUUUUCAAGUGUGUUGUAUAUCUAGCUAGUUUUUAUUCUCUAUUUGCCCAUUAGGCAACAAGAAGGCAAUCAAUGUAUAAUGUUCCUAUAUUAUUACACAAAAUAAUAUGGUUUUGUGUAUGUGUUACUGUUCUAACAUGACAAAUAACAUUUUAGAAUAGACGCAUAUUGUGUUUAUACAGAUGUAAUAGAGUAAAGAUCAAUAAAUAAAUCAACACAAUCAUCAUACUUGCUUACUAAAAGUAUGUAGUUAAAGGAAUUAUUGACUAAUUGAAAAAAUACAGUAGCCUUGUCCUGUACCGUGUGUGUUAAGAACUUCUAGACGUGUAUUUUGUACAAAUACAGUACAAACAUUGUGCAGGAAUCAAGAAAGUGUUCAUCUUUUAUAAUCUAUAGUGUGUAUUAUACAUUAUGACACAACUGAAAAUGUUAAGUAAACAUUUUAGGCGGGAUGGUAGUUUUGCAAGAUGCUGUGUACUCAUUUGUAUUAAGGACAAUAACACAACUACACUCUAAUGAUCUUUUAAUUAUACAAUAUGUUUUGUGCAUAGAAUAAGUACAACAAUAAGCUUGAAUCUUCUGCCUUAAUGACUCACAUUAUGCUGCUAAUGCUCACAGCUGGUCACAACUUUACUUAUCAUACAAUACAUACUGUACCGUGGCCUCUUUUAAAGGCUGUUUGUUGGUGAAGAUUUCCGGGUGAUCUUGACAAUCAGCAUCCUUUUGUCUGAGUAGUCUGUUAAAUACGGAUGUAAACGUGCCACAUGUACCCUACCGGCAGGAUAUAAGCUAAUCGGAUGGUUCUUACAGUCUGUUUUUUUAAUCGCUCAUUUGUUUUAGGUUAAUAAGAGAGAAUUUCAUCCGAAACUCACUUUGAUGCAACUGAGUUCAAUGCAUGUCUAUUUGUUUGUUUGUUUUUGUGAAUGGAGGAGACUCCCGGUACCGUAUGUGUAUUUCUCUGUGCAGCUCUAGAUGAAAAUUAAUGUCAAUUUGAUUAAUGUUUUAUUAAAGAUCUUGAUUUCAUUUCAGAA
Molecule: messenger RNA, 4303 nt
Organism: Paramisgurnus dabryanus
Lineage: Eukaryota; Metazoa; Chordata; Actinopteri; Cypriniformes; Cobitidae
Source: RefSeq, a predicted model, not a curated record